GGUGCCAUGUUCCGCUGCAGCGUGUGGUGCUGCGAGGACAGCGUGGCCACUAUGCAGCGGGUGCAGCGAUGCAUCGAGCAGUGCCACACACCCCUGGCCCAGGCCCAGACCAUCAUCACUGCUGAGCUGGAGCACUUCCAGAUGAGAGGAGAGGACCGCCUGAGCCGCUGCACGCUGCACUGCAACGACAAGGCAAAGGACGCGCUGGAGGCAAGGGCCAUGGAGGCACGGGUGUGUGGCCAGCUCAAUGGCUGG
Nipponia nippon (crested ibis) is the source of this 255-nucleotide messenger RNA. The record is from RefSeq and is a predicted model, not a curated record. NCBI's taxonomy places the organism in Eukaryota, Metazoa, Chordata, Aves, Pelecaniformes, Threskiornithidae.